Messenger RNA from Triticum turgidum subsp. durum (durum wheat), 987 nucleotides. NCBI's taxonomy places the organism in Eukaryota, Viridiplantae, Streptophyta, Magnoliopsida, Poales, Poaceae. The record is from the annotation of a GenBank genome assembly.
AUGGCCUCGCGCGGAGGAGCCGGCGGCGAGGCGGCGGGGGCGGAGGCGGCGAGGAGGGGCGUAGGCGUCGGCGUUGGGGGAGGGAGAGGGAUGCGGCUGUUCUCGCCGGAGUACUACGCCCUGUGCUUCGGCGGCGGGAUGCUGGCGGCCGGCGCAACCCACCUCGCCAUCACCCCGCUCGACGUCCUCAAGGUCAACAUGCAGGUGAAUCCAGUUAAGUAUAACACUAUAUGUUCAGGACUGAGUUCUCUUGUAAGAGAAGAGGGUGCUUCGUCGCUUUGGAGAGGCUGGGGAGGGAAGCUAUUCGGCUACGGCGCGCAGGGUGGCUGCAAGUUUGGCCUCUACGAGUUUUUCAAGAAGCAGUAUUCUGAUGCGCUGGUGGACAGCAACAGGAGCACAGUUUACUUUCUUAGCAGCGCCUCUGCUCAGAUCAUAGCUGAUGUUGCCCUCUGCCCCUUUGAAUCGGUGAAAGUCCGUGUGCAGACACAGCCCAUGUUUGCAAAAGGUUUGGUCGAUGGCUUUCCAAGGGUGUAUGCCGCUGAAGGCUUGUCUGGAUUUUACAGGGGGCUUUUACCGCUUUGGGGACGAAAUCUUCCAUUUUCUAUGAUAAUGUUUUCGUCAUUUGAGCAUACCGUGGGCUUCCUAUACCAGAAAGUCAUUCAAAAGAAGAAACAGGAUUGUUCAACAGCACAGCAGCUUGGCGCUACAUGCCUGGCUGGAUAUAUUUCUGGUGCUGUUGGUACUGUUGUUUCAAAUCCUGCAGAUAACAUCGUUUCUUCUCUGUACAACAAAAAGGCUAAAAACAUUAUACAUGCUAUAAAAAGCAUUGGACUGCGUGGGCUGUUCACAAGAAGCCUGCCCAUUCGAAUUACCCUUGUAGGGCCUGUCGUGACCAUGCAAUGGUUCUUCUACGAUACCAUUAAGAUAUUUACUGGAUUGCCACCCAGUGGAGGGCUUCCUCGUGAUCUGGAAAAAGUUGACAGAUAA